AUGUGUCCAGAUCAACCUUCCAGCCUGGAAAUCAUGGGUCACCGCAACCCCCUGGUGAUGGAUCCUCCGGGGUAUGUCUCUCAUUUUACCAGCAACCUGUGUACAACAAGUGGUGACACUGUUUUGAAUGACUCAGCAAAGAGAUCAGUGGAUUAUAAAACAGCUGCAGACUUGCAGGAAGUGAUUAAGACUAGCCUUGCCAGGUUUGACCUCUUCCGCCUGAAAAUACAUGAGCCUCUGAAAGGUGACACAUGUGCUUGGUCAGCAUUGAGAAGAACGGCUUUGGAUCUACCCAAAUAUACUCUCACUGCACUUGAGGCGCUCAAUACACUCUCAGUAGCUCCAGAGGCUCUGCAGUCCAAUGAUUCAAGGUGGACCAGACAUCUACUCGAAGCUGUCACUGUUAUGGUGAUGAUCAUGACACCCACUGCCAAGGAGAAGAGUCUCACACAUAUUGUUUUGGGAGUAAUGUACCAUUUGGAACAGUUGAAAUUCGCUCGUGCUGACAAACUGGGACCACCUACACCGGCGAUGAGAACACUAGCUGAUGAGCUACCCGAAGAAUUGGAUUUUACUGACAUUCCUUCCAUUACCCCUGGGUUCCCAGCUACACCGUGUCUGCCAGUGUAUAAUCGGUUGUUACCUCCGCAUUUCAGAAGUCAGGAUCUAUUCAACGCUGUCUGCACAUUUCAAGAUAUCCUGCCAAAUGUUCUCUCCCACAAGAAUCGAUUUGUGAUCCUCUCAGGGAGCUUUGCCAGAUUUCUCUGUUUGACCGCUGAUGAGACCAAGACUACACCGCUCAUCCCCUCUACCUCAAAGCUGAGGUUGUCACUAGGACAUGAAACUUCUCGGUAUGCCUGGGCCCUGGACUCAGUCUACAAGACUGGACGCCUGAAUGGGUUGGGAGAAGAGACGCACGGUAUCGCUGGUCUCAUGGCCUCUUUAUGGCAAGCUGCAUGGGAGUUGGAUGUUGAUCUUCCUCUGGAAGAGGUUGCUCCGGUUUGUGUUGGAACAUUGCUCCGUUCGGACCCCGGAUUGCAGCUUCUGCGGCCGCGGGUGACAUCACUAGAUGAGGCACGGCUCGCAGAGUCAAGGGAAACACUGGGGGAGAUGUGUCAGGAUUAUGGGUACCUAUAG
This is a messenger RNA of Tremella mesenterica DSM 1558, 1137 nucleotides long. RefSeq lists its product as uncharacterized. The record is from RefSeq and is a predicted model, not a curated record. The transcript has 3 exons. Bases 1 to 1137 code for a protein of 378 amino acids. Lineage: Eukaryota; Fungi; Basidiomycota; Tremellomycetes; Tremellales; Tremellaceae.